Molecule: messenger RNA, 1419 nt
Organism: Phaeodactylum tricornutum CCAP 1055/1
Lineage: Eukaryota; Bacillariophyta; Bacillariophyceae; Surirellales; Neidiaceae
Exons: 2
Biological process (GO): L-arginine biosynthetic process
Cellular component (GO): cytoplasm
Molecular function (GO): L-glutamate N-acetyltransferase activity, acting on acetyl-CoA as donor
Source: RefSeq, a predicted model, not a curated record
AAGCGGCUCCCAUUCGUAUCCAUGUUUCGUGGAUCCGCCAACUAUAUUGCCAAUCAUCGCAAUACUCUGGCCGUCUACCAUAUUCCCGGAGGUCUCCUCGACCAACCCGGCAACAACGUCUUUCGGGAUCUCAUGAACGACAUUGCCCUGACCUGGCUGCUGGGUAUGAAAAUUGUCCUAGUUGUCGGUUGCCGGCAUCAGAUCGCCAAACGCGUUGCCCAACACCAGUCAGAUUCAUCGCUGGAGGAAAAUUUACAGAGUCGCCACGGUUUGCGCGUCACGGAUGAAAAAACACUGCGCAUCGUCAAGGAAGAAGCUGGCUACGUUCGAUUCGAAGUGGAACGGCAAUUAGCACGCUCCUUGCGGAUGCAGGGUGGAGGGAUGGGGAAUGCUCCCGGUGUCGGAUCCACCGGACAAGGGUACUACGAUGGCAACGUCGUUUCGGGGAAUUUUUAUUCGGCACAGCCGUUCGGCAUUCUAGACGGAGUUGAUUUCAAGUAUACAGGGUUUGUUCGCCGCGUCGAAGUGGAAUGGAUUCGGCAAAAGCACAACAAUCGAGAUAUUUGUUUGAUGACUACCCUAGGAGUUAGCCCAUCGGGUGAAGUGUUCAACGUAAAUUCGGAGGCCUUGGCCGCCUCCGUUGCUGGGGCACUCGAAGCGAGUAAAGUCAUUUACUUCACCGAACAAGAAAUGGAACUGCGACACACACAGCACGGUAAAAAGAUCCAGAGCCUCCGCAUGUCGGACGCGAACAAUUUGCUUGAGUACUCGGGUGUCACUAUUCACAAAAAAGGUUUUGUACAGCUUGAUGAUGAACUGCACGAAAUGGACAAGGCUGCGUUGGACAUGCUGCUCAAAAUUGGAUGGUCUGUCCAAGCCUUGGAGAUGGGGGUGAAAAGGGCCCACAUUAUAUCACCCAAGCAUGGAGCUCUUUUGCAAGAACUGUACACGCGAGACGGUUCGGGCUUGUUGAUUUCGGGCGAUUUGUAUGACGGUAUUCGGCGAGCGAAUGUCCAUGAUGUGGCUGCUAUUCACGAUUUGAUCUCACCUUUGAUCCAGAUGGGUACCUUGAUUGAUCGUCCCAAAUCAGUUUUGGAAAAGGACGUUGAAUCGUACUACGUGUUUACUCGAGACAAUCACAUUGUAGCCUCCGGACAACUAAAGAUAUUUGAGAAUGGAUUUGCUGAAAUUGGUUGUUUGGUUGUCAAUCAAGGCUACAGAAGUCGAGGACGAGGAGAUGCCAUGUUGGGUUACCUAGAACGGCUGUGUUUGGUAAACAGCUGCAGUUCGAUCUUUGUGCUGAGCACGCAAACAAUGGAAUGGUUUGUUGAGCGAGGAUUUGAUGAAGUUGGAGUUGAUCGCUUGCCACCUUCACGACAAGCAACGUAUAAUUACAAGCGAAACAGCAAAAUAUACAUG